This is a messenger RNA of Danaus plexippus (monarch butterfly), 1539 nucleotides long. RefSeq lists its product as uncharacterized. NCBI's taxonomy places the organism in Eukaryota, Metazoa, Arthropoda, Insecta, Lepidoptera, Nymphalidae. The coding region runs from base 157 to 1338 and encodes 393 amino acids. Gene Ontology annotation, cellular component: membrane. The record is from RefSeq and is a predicted model, not a curated record. Gene Ontology annotation, molecular function: ATPase activator activity. The transcript is spliced from 7 exons. Gene Ontology annotation, biological process: membrane organization.
UGUUCAACUAAACGUUAACUUCACUUGUCUAUUGUAUAAUAUAAGAGACUUUAUAAUUAAUUUAUUUGUAUAAUCCGUAGGUAGUUAUCAUAUUUUCCCUUCAGUAGAGUAUUAAUUAAUAUUUGAUGAUACAAAGAUACGAAAUAUGUCAAAAUAAUGACUAGUAAUUCAGAUGAGUUGGAUAGAGUUCGCAACAUAGUGCCUUCCGCAAGAAGAAGCAUUCAUAGCCAGAGUAUUAAUAGUUCAAGAAAACAAAACAUGGGUAAAUAUGGUCUAAAAGGUGAACUUAAUUUAUCAGAACCAGGAGUUGAUGAGGUCGACAAUAUUAUGAGUAAAAUACUAACCACAAAGUCAUCACCAAUACUGGCUGAAAAUAAGUCACGUAGGUAUUCCUACCAUGUUAGUGAAGAAACUGAUGAUGAUGAUUAUGAUGAAAAUAUAUUGUCAAAAUCCUCUCCUCCAAUACUAUUCUCUUACAGAAUGGGUUUUGAUACCGCGAUAGAAAAUAUGUCAGGGCGAAGUAUUAAUAGUGAUUCUUCAUCAAUUAACUACAAUUUAAUAGACACAUCUCCAAGUCGUCAAAACAAUAUGAACAGGAAACCUUCGCCAGAUUUUAAUAGAAAGAAAAAAGGUUUCAAUGCAGUCAUAUAUAUUGUUCUACCCGUUAUUGUUUGUGCUGGGAGCCUAAUGUUGUAUAAUAUGAGAGCUAGCAGGGAAUCCGAAAUGGAUGUAUAUGAUAAACAAAGCUUUUAUAAUGAUGUCAAGCAUUUAGGAAUAAAGUACAAGGUACCAGACAAUGCUAUCCUGAAAGUAAGAGCAGGUAUCACAACAAUAUUUGAGAGGCAUGAUACCGGCUCAUUUAUUUUUACAUAUAAUAGUGAAGACAUCAAUUAUAAUCCUAUAAAAUUUGAUCAAUUCAUUGAAGACAUAGCCGCAAAAGCAUCGAAAUACCUACGUAACAAUACAAGGGAAAUUCACCAUCUGGUUAUCAAUCCAACAAACCUUAUAGUACAAACGGAAAAGGAAUUUAUGAAUCUUUAUCAAAAAGAUGUUGAUGAAAGAGGUGUUAUGCUGAUUAAGGAUGUAGAUAAUAUCCCUUCUCAUCUAGCAAUGGCCUUUCAUUACUAUUGUGAUGAAUACAACCCUUUGGUCAAAAAGAGCGCUAUAUUCUUAACAUUGAAUUUGGCUAAGUGCAGCAAUGGUUCAGAAUCAAAAUCGACACAUGAUUAUAUAGAAAAGUGCUUAGCAAGAAAAUGGAAUACAAUUGAUAAAGAUAAAUUGGGACCAUUGCUUACUAGAGUUGUGAAUAUUGUUAUAGAUGCGACUCGUAUACUGUAAUAUAAGGUCUCAUAAUUACAAUCUGUGUUAACUAUCUUAAUCUUAUAACUGAUUAAAAUACCCACAUAUUUGAAGUUCUGUUAUUUACCUCAAAAACGAUUUCGUCCGCAUGUAAUCUUUUUAAAUAACUCGAUCUCGAAGUGUAUUAUAGUGUGAUUCAGUAAGAUAUUAAAUAUUAUUGAAUAAAUGUGUUCAUGUUUA